AUGAAUUAUGGUAGUGAAGAACCGGUAAUCGGCGAUUACAUGCCGAACAAUGACGAAUCGGCAAUCGAUUAUAGAUAUGGUUUAGGUGAUAUUUAUGAUGAACCUUCGAUGGUGAAGAGAGCCACUUUUUAUGACGACGAGUCUCAGGAUGCCAUACAGAAUGCUAUACUGUCCUCAGGAUACAGGAGAGGCGAUUUGCUGACUAUGGAGAGAGCCAUCAGAGAUUUGAACCGGGAGGACGUUAGGUUUGUGCAGCGGCUGAUGCCUUUGCUUGAAAAUGGGAAGACUAACUAUGAUCCUGCUAGUGAGAGGGACCCGACAAUGGACGAUGAGGAUAUACACGAAAAUCCUGUUAAAUUGUUACCAAAACGCUUCGCCGAUCCGGAUCUUUUCGAACCAGCAAACGUAGUGGGCGAAUCGAGAUAUUUUCUCACUAAGGAAAACGUUAAUAAUUAUCUGAAGGGAGGAAGUCCCAUUUUGGUAAACGACUUUUACGUAACAGACCCAUUACAGCGUUUACUAACGCACCCACUGUCGUCCAUUGAUGGUGAAAACGACAACCAACCAGAAGUGACUGAUAAUGAUUAUGAUAAUAAUUUAUUCGAUGCUCGUUCGGUUAUAGAAGAAGAGGCUGAUUUGCACGGCGGCGGAGGCACCAGGAGCUAUCUGGCUAAUGUCAGGAAUAAAAAUCAACAGAGAAUGCUGCAGGAGGAGAAUGCAAAACACAAAUCUGCAUAA
Ctenocephalides felis (cat flea) is the source of this 738-nucleotide messenger RNA. RefSeq lists its product as uncharacterized. The transcript has 4 exons. Bases 1 to 738 code for a protein of 245 amino acids. The record is from RefSeq and is a predicted model, not a curated record. NCBI's taxonomy places the organism in Eukaryota, Metazoa, Arthropoda, Insecta, Siphonaptera, Pulicidae.